CACCCUUGGCGUCAUGAUGACCACGAGGAUAGAAUGCAUGACAAAAAAAAAAAAAAUUUAAAAUACACAUGUGGGUUGUCUUGUCAGACCCAGAAUACCGACAGAUCUGUUUUAAAAUACACGUUUAUAGUUUCCUCUAUUCUUAUUCGGAGUUUAAGACGCACAUGUUAUAAUUCACAGUAAAACUGAUAAAGAAAUUGACUUGUAGGAUGGAGUAUUUGCCGGACGCUAAUGCCAGAUAUAAGGAUGUGGACUACUGGAAUGAACGGUACCGGACGGAGGAGAGCUUCGAGUGGUUCGGGGACUUCACUAAAUUUGACCAUCUGCUCAAACAGCACGUGAGAACGGAAGAAAACAUUUUGAUGCUAGGUUGUGGUAACAGUGCUCUGAGCUAUGAUAUGUACCGGGCUGGCUACACCUCCAUCACUAAUGUGGAUUACUCCAGUGUUUGUGUGGAGAGCAUGGCGGAGAGACACAAGGACUGCGCUCAGCUCAGCUGGCUGUGCAUGGACGCCCGGCGACUGGCCUUCCCUGAUGGUGUGUUUGAUGUGGUUUUGGAGAAGGGAACUCUGGAUGCCAUGCUGGUGGAGGAGAGCGACCCGUGGAAGGUCUCAGAGAAUGCGGCCCGACUGCUGCACCAGGUUCUCUUGGAGAAGGAAACUCAUGCAGGUUUGAAAAAAUUAAGGGUCAGUCGUGUUUUGAAACCCGGUGGCCGUUUCAUCUCUGUCACGUUUGCGCAGCCACAUUUUCGUAAGAGACUCUACGCUCGAGCGGAUUAUGACUGGUCUAUCAAGCACUAUCACUAUGGCAGCAGCUUCCACUACUUCCUCUAUGUUCUCACCAAAGGGGAGGAGCUUAGCUCAGAGGAUGCAGCAUUGGAGAGGAGACUGCUUGAGGAAGCUGAGGCUCCGCCCACCGAUGUAAGAUUUCAAGAAGCGGAUUCUGAGGACUUCCUGAAUAACAUUGGAUUAUAGGGACUUGUACAACAUCUAUCAAUCAAGAGACUGCUGACAGAAGUUGUACAGCAUUCUUAUACAUUUUUUAGGCUCCUAACCUAGUUCACCCAAAAAUUACACUUCCUCUCCCUCAUGUUGUUCUAAAUUCAUUUGAUUAUUAUUUUUUUCUUCCUUGGAACAAAACAUUAAAAAAUGGUUGUUGUUGUUGUAGUUUUUAGAGUUUGACAUGCCCCGUCUCCAUUCACUUUCAUUUACAUUUGUGUUCCAGGGAAGAAAGAAAGUCAUACAGGUUUGGAACAACAUAAGUAAGAGUAAAUCAUAACAGAAAUGUAAUUUUUGGGUGAACUAUCACUUAAUCAGUUUUCUUGACUAAAAGAGGAAAUGAUUACUCAAUACUUGGACUUGGAAUAACUAUAUGCUUUUAAACAAUUUCUUUUAAAUAUCUUGUAUAUAUUUUUUUUAAAGCCUUUUUUUAACCAUGUUUUUUUAGGAUGCUUUGAUGUGAAUUUGUACUCUGUCUGUUCUGCAUUUUCCCUCUCUCUAUCUCUGGCCUAUUUCUCUGUGCGAUUGUGUUGAUUUGUUGUGUUGAUAGGUUGAGUGCUUGACACCUGCACACUUGUGCAGAGACAAAUCUGUCACAAACGCUUCUCAAACAACAAAUAAACAGCCAGACAGAAAACAAACAGCCCUGCUGUGUGCCAGAAUAUGACAGACGUGUCUGCGCUCUUUUGGAUGAGGAAUGGCUGCAGCGAAUCGGAGGAGGCCAUUAAUAAACCAGAAAUCAUUUAUUUUUAAUUUAGCUCUGGAAUGUAAUUACCGUCUAUUUUUAAGACUUGAGGAAGGUGCCUGAAUUUCAGAACAGCUUCCUGUGUGCCAGUGUGAACAUAGAUUGAUUUUUAUAGUAAAUAGAGGAAAGUUAUUCUUGAACCAGGAGAGACCAAAACAUAUUUAAACCCACACUAUGUCGUGGGUGGUUGCCGAGGUGUUUUUAGAAUGUUGCUAAGGGGUUCCUAGGUUGUUUCUACACAAAAGGCCACCCCAAAAGAGAUGGUUGUAUCCCUAAAUAUGCAUUGGGUAAAUCUAUGGGAUUUUUUCAUCCAUUUUAUUGUAUUCCAGGCAAAACCCCCCCAAAAAAGUAAUAGCACGCCUCUUUUCCGUAACUUGCGCAAUUUGAAGAACUCUUCAUGUCCAUGUGGAAUGAGUUAUGCACCCAUAUUAAAACGGAAGGUGAUGGAUUUUGGUGAGCAUGUACCAUUAAAUAGUAGCGGUUCAUAUACCAGUAGCAGUUUCAUAAAUUUUUAGUUCAGAGUUGAUUGUGUCCAGAUUGAAUGCGUUAUCUGUGAAAGCUGAUGAUGUAGUCACAGGUCUUUCCCCUUCACUGAAGCACUAAGCAAUGACGUCAGGCCAGGGACGGUAUCAGAUGGAUGCUGGUAUCAGGUGAGCUGCACGUAUCAGGUGUAUAUUUAUUCUGUGAUCGUAUCCUCACGACAUGCUGUGUGGCAGUUCUUCAGGAACCAAGUGCUGCCUAAUCACCAUAAAGCUGCUGCACAAAACAGGAGACCCUGAUUAGUCUAAUGGCUGGUUAUGUGUUGUUUACCCACACGCAAGCUUUACUUCAUAUUGACAUUUAAGACCAUGAUAUUCAAUAAUGUACUUUUGAAUAAUUGAUUAUGAGUCAUUUCAGAAGUGUACUUGUGAGAUAUUUUCUGAGCUGGAGAAGCUGUCUUGGAGAAGAACUGAAACAGGUCUUGUAUAGUACACAGCAAAUUUAAUUCUGUAUGUUAUGGACAGUUGGUAUACUGACAACAAUAUUGCCUUGUUUAAAAGUUGAAAAAAAGAUUAAAAAACCUUGAGGUUUAAUUAAUUUGAAUGGAUGGAUGGACAGACAGAUGAACAGGUGGAUGAUGGGUGGAGAGACAGGAAGAUAGAUGGUUAGAAUGGAUGGAUGGAUGGUUAGAUAGAUGGGCAGACAUACAGAGAGGAGGAUAGACAGACAGAUGGGUGGAUAAAUUAAUGGAUGGAUGGGCAGACAGACUGAUGGAUGGAUGGAUGGAUGGAUGGGUGAAUUGAUACGGACAGAUGAAUGGAUGGAUGGAGAGAAGGGCAGAUAGACAAAUAGAUGAUUAGUUGGAUGGAUGGAUAGAUAGAUUGCAGAUAGAUGGAUAGACAAACAAACAGACAUAUGGAUGGAUAGAUGGGCAGAUAAGACAGAGAAUGACAGACAGAUAGGUGGAUAAAUAGAUAGAUAGCUGGAUGGAUAGACAGACAGAUGGUUGGUUAGGUGACAGACAGAUAGACAGAUAGACAGACAGACAGACAGACAGACAGACAGACAGAUAGAUAGAUAGAUAGAUAGAUAGAUAGAUAGAUAGAUAGAUAGAUAGAUAGAUAGAUAAAAUACAACUAAAAUUCACACUCAUCAUGAAUUGAAAGUGAACCUGAUCUUUAAUUCAAAAUUUUGCCCAGAGCUGCUUUGGAAUGAUUGUCAAUAGAGAAUGAAGCUUUUUAGGUCCAGAUGGUGUAGUUACGACAUCUACCAGCAGGGGCUAACCAGACCGGCUAACCUGCCAAACCUUGACCCCAUUGGUGCAUCCCUGCCUUUAGUUUACAGACAGAUCCUUUUCAUGAGUCACUGUUAUUGCACACACAAGAAAAGAAUCAGAAAUGAUCAUUUGACCCUUCAAUAUCAUUAAUCAAAGACUGAGAUCCGCCUGUUCAUCAAAGCUCAUGUUUCUGUUCUGUUGUUGAGCUGGGGGAGGGGUCAGGACACACCAUUACAUCAUCAUCCAGCAGCGGCAGCAACAACAUAGGCUGUGGUAUUGAUAUCAGACACAUAAACCCCUGCUCACAGCCAGCCAGCUCCACUGACAACACUAGGGUAAACAUUGCACUAAGCUGCACUACGCACAGAGACGUGUGUGUGUGUGUGUUUGAUCACUACCGUUCAUAAGGUCAAAGCAGGGACAUUUUUGGUUCAGAGGACAGCACUUAAAAAUCUAAUCGGCUGAUUUCAUUCAUUUGUUUAAAACAAACGGUUUAGCUAACUCUUAUCCUCAGUACAGCAUCUCUCCGUUAUGUGCAGGGUCAUGUUACGAGUUGAAAAAUCUAAAUUAAAUUGUAAUUUAAAUUUCGACUGAUGCAGGUUUUUUUAAUGGCCCAUUCUGAUUUCUAGAGACCUAGGUAAUAUAAUGCUGAUAAAUACAUAGUAUGGUUUAAUGAUAACACAUUAACUAUAUUUUGGAACUGACAUAAGCCUCUAAAAAAUUGACCCGUUUCUGGUGUCGUCGAAUAUAGCCAAAAAUGGCAGUCACACUUCAUUUUAAGGCCUAAUUCUCGCUAUUAACAAACCUUUUACUAUGACUUUUGCCUUAAUAAACUCCUAAUUUGCUGCUUAGUUAGUAACUUAGGUAGUUGUUAAGUUUAGGUAUUGGGUAGGAUUAGGGAUAUGGUCAUCCAGAAUAUGUGUUUUAUAAGUACUAAUAAACAGCCAAUGUUAAUAACAGGCAUGCUAAUAAGCAAUUAGUUAACAGUGAGAAUUGGUCGCCAUACUAAAGUGUUGCCAUAUUGGCAAAUACUGGCACCUUUUUUGAUACGGUAAAUAUGAUAUAUCAGUCUGUCACUGUAGUUUAAAGAAAUUUGGUACAAACUCGUUUUUGGUUUAAGUCAAUUUGUUUGCUUUUAAUGUGGUUUGCACGUGUUAUUCUGGGUCUGGUUUUGGAUGGAAGGAUGGAUUUUAGAUGGAUGGAUGGAUAAAUUGAUUUUUGAUGGAUGAAUUUGUAGUUUACUUGUAUUAGUGUUCUUCAAACGUGUGUUCCGGAUUGAACGCCGACCUGAAACACCAACAAUGCAUUGCAAUCCAUUAAAUUUCUCUUUCUGUCAUUUCCAAUUCAGCUUCCUUAAUGGUGUGGCCAGUUCAAUUCAAGUUCAAUUGCUGUAUAUAUUCAGUAUAGUAGGGAUUUCAGGUAAUUCCUGGUAUGUAUCUCUUCAAUUGCAUAAUGGUGCAACAUACAAAAGUUAUUUUAAUGAUGAGCUGCAGAUUCUGAAACAACAUUCUUGUUCCUAUUCCAUGAGCUACUCCUAAACUCAAAGCGAAAUGUUAGGAUGAAUGUUAAGUCCCAAGCCAAUCCCUAAACCCAAUACUAAAACAUGAUUGGUUGACUGGAAUGUUGUACUACAACCAACCAGGAUGUAUAUCCAGGAUCAUGUCCUACUUGUCCUUGGAUAAUCAUGGUAAGCAGAGCCACACUGAGCCAUGUGAUGAGCCAUUCAACCAUCUUUUGCUUAUCGGUUCCUGUUGUCUCUCUACAAUUCUUUUUAAAAGUAUAAAAUGCCAAAAGUAUGAGUAUUUGGUUUGGCAGUAUGACAUUGACAUCAAUUCCUGAAUCUGUGCAUAUUUAUGGUUCAAACACUUACACUUUGACACACAGUGGCAUUAAAUGAGAAUUUACUGCAAGAAAACGUUAUUAUCGCUAAUGAUGGAGCACCAAAUGAAAGCUACAAACUGGGAUGAAUCAAGGACAAUGCUUUUAAAUCAAAUGUCUUUCUCUCGUGCUUUUCAUUUCUUCGGGCAGAGAGCUCAUUCUUUGAGAAUCUUAGAAUGUCAUCUCCCCCUCUUUCUUCCGUUAUCACGCUGUCAUUAUCUGCCGAGAGUAGGGCUUUCCAUAUUGGGUCAGGCCACAGUGUCGCUCAGUCACUCCAGAGCUGCCGCGGGCCGCCUGUCUGUUCAGAUAGUGUAUCAGUAAUCUCCAGCUCUGAGCAGCCUGUGUGAAGCGCUAAGGAUUCCCCUGGGCAUUGGAGCCGUUCAGGAACACUGCAACAGCCAUGAAGGUGUAUUAAUAGACUGAGAUGGUGAAGCUGAGUGUCCUUGACUGCUCUUGAGUGACUGUCUGAUGGACUUUCUGCUGUGCGCGGACCUCGUCGAGUCUCGAGAGUAAACACGCACAGAUGUCAGGAUAACUGCUGAGGUUAAACUGCCAUUGAUCAUCUGAAAAUCGUUUGGAAAUUUUAGUGGCCAAACUUGAGCUUGGGUCAACUGGAGUUAUAGAACGUUAUCAGGAUCAGAUGAGUAUUGGAGUUUAGAUUGAUUUAGGUAAGCCUGACUUGUUUCCAGAUGGAUCCUGAGCCUCAUUGCACACAUCGGACAUAGCUGACCUAAAGCCCACUCAUGGCCGCAUGAAGGCACAGAUCACGGAUAAAAGCCAUUGAUUCUCUUGCGGUUGAAAUGCACACAUUGUAUCGGAGAUGUGUGUCUGACUGUGUGUGAAGAAAAACAUCAAUAUUGCUGUAAAAUCUAACUGCAUUUCAGAGUGUUCGGAGUAAACAGGAAGCAGCGUGUGGCUUUAUCCAAGCUGUGUAGAAACAAUAUUCAGCUUAAAUGAACAUCCUUUAGAAAAAAUCAGCACUAACAUCCUGAUUGCGUUUUUACUUGGUCUGUUUGCUAGCUUGAUUUUAAGGUGCCAUAUCUUCUUUUAAAGAGAAAGUUCACUCAAAAUGAACAUUAUGCUAUCAUUUACUCACCCACAUGUCAGACCAAACCUGUAUGACUUUCUUUCUUUAGGGAAACACAAAAAGAAGAUAUUUUGAAGAACAUUGGGAUCCAGACUACAUUGGACCCAGUUGACUUUCAUUGAAUGGAAUAAUCCACUUUAAUGUCAACCCAAAUCUGUUUGACCUUCUUUCUCCUGCAUAGCACAAAAAAAGAAACAAUAUAUUUUGGAGAAUAAAAAACACGGGACCCCAUUGAU
Molecule: messenger RNA, 6700 nt
Organism: Onychostoma macrolepis
Lineage: Eukaryota; Metazoa; Chordata; Actinopteri; Cypriniformes; Cyprinidae
Gene: ece2a
Product: endothelin converting enzyme 2a
Exons: 5
Coding region: 210-974 (254 amino acids)
Molecular function (GO): S-adenosylmethionine-dependent methyltransferase activity
Source: RefSeq, a predicted model, not a curated record